Molecule: messenger RNA, 892 nt
Organism: Pistacia vera
Lineage: Eukaryota; Viridiplantae; Streptophyta; Magnoliopsida; Sapindales; Anacardiaceae
Product: protein FAR1-RELATED SEQUENCE 5-like
Exons: 3
Coding region: 155-808 (217 amino acids)
Source: RefSeq, a predicted model, not a curated record
GUUGUACUUUCAGUUUCCAGUUUCCACUUUCCAGUUUCCAGUUCCCAACUCUCUCUCUCUCUCUCAAACUCAAACUGAAGACUUGUUCUGAACCCAAUCACUCAGUUUCUGUCUCAACGCUGGAUUUGGACUUGGAUCUGCACUUUACCUAACAAUGGAUGAAAACCCUUCUGCGGGAGAGAAUGGGGAAAUGAUAGAGAAUUCUGAUGGGAAAGAGGUAGUUACAGCCGAAGGAAGUUUGGGUGUGGAACCAUAUGUGGGUAUGGAGUUUGAAUCUGAGGAGUCCGCGAAGGUGUUUUAUGAUGCGUAUGCCACACGAUUGGGGUUCAUUAUGCGUGUUGAUGCGUUUCGCCGAUCAAUGCGUGAUGGCAAGGUAGUUUGGCGUCGACUUGUGUGUAAUAAAGAGGGUUUUCGAAAGUUAAGGCCUAGAAGAAGUGAGAAUAGGAAGCCUCGAGCUAUUACCAGAGAAGGCUGUAAAGCGAUGAUCGUAGUGAAGAAAGAAAAAUCAGGGAAAUGGGUUGUAACAAGAUUUGUAAAGGAGCAUAACCACCCAUUGGUCACUAUACCUGUCAAUGGUCGUCGGAGUGUGCUUCUAUCUCAAACUCCGGACGAGAAAGAUAUAAAGAUACGAGAGUUGACUGCUGAGUUACAGCGGGAACGGAAGCGAUCUGCAGCUUACCAAGAGCAGCUUGAAAUGGUUUUGAGAGAUAUGGAGGAUCAUUCCCAUCACCUUUCAAGGAACAUUGAUGACAUAGUUGAAAGUGUGAAGGAAAUAGAGACAAAGCGGGUGGCAGUUUCUCACUGCUAGGGAUUGUAAAUUUCUCUGUGCAAUUUCUUUCAUACGCUCCUGUUUAAUCUGUAGAGAGUGAAGUGUACCAGUGGCAUUUUCUUU